CAAAAUCAUCACAGUUCAAACAUCACUUGACACGCAAACCACACUAUAGACCCAAACAUCUGGUCCCUCGACUCGAUUUAAAACCAGCAUCUGCCUCUGCCCCGGCCAGCGGUUUCAUCAUCACUGCCAGACCUUUCCAGAACCAUCCUUUCUCAGCACCCGAGCCACAGAAUCGAUCCCUCAGAUUCUUGGAAACAAACUCCUGUUCUUUGGCGGUGGCCUUGUGAGCCGACCUAUUACUACGCACCUCCACGACCCCUAGUGGCAAAUCAACCUCCACUACAUUAUGUACAUGCACCCAUCAGUACGUAAAGGUGCCAUCACAUCAGAUCAAACUUCGACACUUUCCUCCUUCAACUAUCCCGACUCCGUUUUCAUCCAAGACGAUCAAUUUCUUCCCGACUACACUCAGGAUCUUCCUUUCCAAUACCUUAGUCAAGAUCUGGGCCGACUGCAGUCGCCCUUCCAGUACCACCAGCACCUGAACGUCGUCUCCCCACCGUCGUCCGUGCCCUCGUCUCCCACCUCGUCGCCAGCGUCGUCGGUGUCGCACUUUCCCGCCGCGACGGCAGCUUCUGCCGAUUACUCUGCCGUCUUUGACGGCUCAUCCAGCUUCGAGGCUCCUUCGAUGACCCCCGCUUCCUCCUACAAUCCUGAGAUCCAUAUCCAGCACUCCAACUCUCCGCAGCAGCAAUCGUACCUUCCUCAAUAUAACCAGCAGUUCGUCUUUGGCAACUCACCAAUGUUGGCGCAACAGCAGUUCAUUCCCAACAACCACGGCUGGGAGAACAACCUGCAAAUAUCCAACUCGCACAACAUCCCGCGCAUGUCGCAACAAUUCAACGGCCACCAGCAGACUCCCAAUGCCUCAGGGAGGUCACCGGUGAACCAACGCGCUGCUUACAACAGUGCUCCUCCUACAAAACCUCUGCCUACACCAGUGCACACACCGGUGCAGCAGUCGUUCCUUACACCUCAAUUUCAGAAGAACGAGCUGGUGCAUGAUGGCAACUACUCGUUUAUUCCAGAUCACCAGCACCAGCAGCAACAGCAACAGCUAAGCGACCAUUCCCACGCACCUUCCGUUUCCACUGUGAGCCACAACUCUCCAGUCACCCCUCAAAACCAGCUUGAAGAGGUCGAAGACUCCAAAGUCGUUCCCAAUGGUGAGAACCAACAUUCCGAUGACCGAUGGCUGGAUGAUUACUUACGUUUCGAUGCGCUUCCAGACUACAGUGGCUCCAACGGAUUGCCUUUGGGAAUCCCCAAACUCAACCGAACGAUCACCGAUGCUUAUCAAGACGAGCUCUUCAAUCCGACCAUGAUGCACACACCACAGCUCUCUAAGCAAGCCAACCAGAACCAGCAGAACUUGCUGGCCCCCUCCUACAACAAUAUCGUUGCGAACCGGUUACAGGCUGCCAACCAGGGCCAUCUCUGUGCACGCGUACAGUCUCCCGUGGGCUCAAUAGCCCGGGAACGUUCUCCGUUCAGACAAAAUUCUCCCAUGGCUGCCGAGUACGAACAGCAGGCUAUGACUAGCGCGCCUACCAGCCAACCUGGAAUGGCAAUGCAGCAUCAGCCCCAGACUGAGCCAAAGACAAUUUCCCCAAAGGACGCAGUGCUCAACGAUUUCAAUGAGGGUAACGAUCAUGGGCUACCGCUUUACCAGACCGACUUCAACCUAGGUGACAAUCUUGGACUUCGUCAGGAAAGCUUUCAGCCGGCUCCGAAUUUCCCUUCCAUGGAAUCAUUCCCUGCUCAGUUCAACCAGUCCCAGUUCACCUUCAACCAGCCACAGCCUCAGUCGCAACCUUCCAGUCGACGACCAUCCCAGCAACAGCAACAGCAACAGAACUUCCUGCAUCACACUCCUGAGUUUCCUGCGUCAAUCCCUCGAUUCGAGUCUACGAACAGUGAAGCUUACUCGAAUGGUCUAACGUCGCCUACUCUGUCGAAGACGGCUGGCCCAGUGCAGCGACCUGCGAACACAUCGUCAAAUGGUGGCACCUACACCUGCACGUACCAUGGCUGUACGCAGCGUUUUGAGACACCAUCUGAUUUACAAAAACACAAACGCGAGGCGCAUCGUCAAACCACACCGGGGGGUCACCUGGCACCGCGUGACGGGACAUCACGCAACUCGCAAGCUGGUCCCCACAAAUGCACCCGUCCGAAUCCUUCGACAGGAAAGCCUUGCAAUUCUAUCUUCUCUCGGCCUUACGAUCUUACACGGCACGAAGAUACGAUCCACAAUGCCCGCAAACAGAAAGUCCGCUGUCAUCUGUGCACCGAGGAAAAGACCUUUUCGCGCAAUGACGCUCUGACACGGCACAUGCGGGUGGUACAUCCCGAAGUGGAAUGGCCCGGCAAACAGAAGCGCAGGACGAGGGAGUAGAGAGUUAUCCAAUUUCUCAGGGGAUGCAGUAUUGCUCUGCUAGAGCCUUCCCUAACCCCGCGAACUUAGCGAAUGGGAUCAACUGCCUCACGAGUUCGUGAGAGCACCGAAUGACUCGACAUGCGAUGAGCCAGCCUCUGAUGUCAUAGGCGUCGCUCAAAGGGGAAGAAGGGGGUACGCACUGCUGACAAAUCCCGAUCGUCAUCAGACUUUCCAUUUUGGCGGGUGCAUUAGGACCCAUGACGUCACCUAUAACACAACUUACGUCCCAACUUUCAGUUUACCUCCUUGUUGAUGCUCGAUGACGCAUUUCUUUCUCCUUCUCUCAUCUUCGAUUUCCUUUAUGGUUACUACUUUUGUAUUGAUUCAGCAAGCCAGCCUUGUUCCUUUUUCUCGAUUGAGCUAUAGAUUGCGUGUGUUUUGUGCAUGGGUGGAAGCAUGGAUAAAAAGACCGUCUGUUAUUGUUCUGUUUUCUAUACACAGGUGUGAUGAUUGUUUCUAUUGCAUGCUGUGCUAUGACUUUCUCACUGUAUUAUAUUGACAAUUACUGUACGACGUUAUGAUGUCCAGCACGAUGGGGGUUUGUGUUCAGAUUUGGUGCUUAUACAGCAUUGGCUUCUUUGACUUCGCGGGCGACUGAAAAUAGCUGAGACUUAUCUGUAUAAUAUGUACAUUAACCAACGAAAGAUCAACUGUAUCUAAUAGUGACUGAACUGUGUUCUCUACCUCUAU
Aspergillus nidulans FGSC A4 is the source of this 3130-nucleotide messenger RNA. Its product is annotated as stress-regulated transcription factor RPN4. The record is from RefSeq and is a predicted model, not a curated record. The transcript has 2 exons. Lineage: Eukaryota; Fungi; Ascomycota; Eurotiomycetes; Eurotiales; Aspergillaceae. The coding region runs from base 287 to 2398 and encodes 703 amino acids.